CUCAAACUCAAGUACAGUUUUUUUCCUGCUAACAAGUAAUGUGUUUGUGAGGGGGCCGGUCUGACCGACGUCGUCGAAGCUGUUGGGGGUGGCUCUCUCUCUGAUGUAUACAGCCACAUCAUAUUUAUUACCUUCAGUAUCAAGUAUACAUGUGUGUCUAGUCUACAUACGUGUAGUGUUUCCCGUAAACGUCAUAUAAACUCAUAUACAGUUGCAUUGCACACACUCGCUUCUUCUCUGCGGAAGAAAUCGAACGUCAAUGCGGGGAACUGGAGUGUGCCAAGAUACUUAUUUUUGGAGUCGAUGAUAUGAUAACGCUCGUGUUGUUGGUUACGUUGAGACUUACCUAUUACUAAUCACAAGUGUCCGAGGUGCUUUGGGUGCUGUAUUGUCGUUUUGAUUUUUGUUUGUUUUGCUUUUGCUUAUCGUUGUACUAUUGAAAAACCAAGUUAAUCAAUGAUUCAUACGUGUACUGUGUUCUUUUUGUGUAAGGCUGUUGUCAAGGCUUAUGGACAUUUAUAUUUUUAAGGGUAAACUGUUCGACUAAUGGAAUUGCUGCUGUUUUGCACACUGUUCGUUGGUCUUUCAUCCGUUGUUUUGAUCUACAUUUUUUGGAAGAUCGUUAUUAGCUUAUAAAUAUUGCUUUGGCCGUCAUGUGCUUUUAGCAUUGCUUGGAUUUUUCUGUUUAUUUCUUUUUUAUUUUUCUUUAGUAGUUAUGUUCUGGUGUACGUAGAAAUCUUUGAUCAAGCAAUAACAAAAAGCUUCCCAACUAGCUGGUGUUGGUUGAUUGCUUUGAAUAAUAAACAUUUUGUUGCGAAACAGAAAGUAAUACAAGAGCAAAAUGAGUAAGAAAAGUAUGGACAUUUCAUUCGAAGAGGACAGCAAGCCUAUGCUGACAAGGAAGUACUUGAAAAAGAAAAUCAUGUGUCCAGAAACAAAGUUCAGGCAUCACGUUCAGGAGCGUCUUCAUGUACUUGAUUUGGUCAAACGUACAGUCGAUAUGGGCGAAAGUAACUCUCUGCUGCUGAUUGGUCCAAGAGGAUGUGGAAAAACAACACUCAUCAACAGCGUACUGAGGGAGUUGUCUCGUUCCAAAAAUUUUCAAGAUAACGCUCUAAUAAUAAAUUUAAAUGGUCUGGUUCAUACAGACGACAAAUUAGCAUUGAAAGAUGCGACAAGGCAGAUGCAGCUUGAAAAUGUUGUUGGUGACAAAGUUUUUGGUACAUUUGCUGAGAAUUUGAGUUUUUUAUUGGAAUGUUUAAAAUCAGGAGACAAAAAAAACUCACAACCGAUAAUAUUUAUUUUGGAUGAGUUUGAUUUGUUUUGUGGACAUCACAAACAAACUCUGCUGUACAAUCUUUUUGAUGUAGCUCAAUCUGCUCAAGCUCCUAUCUGUGUAAUUGGGAUAACUUCUAGAUUAGACGUGAUAGAAUUGUUAGAAAAAAGAGUCAAGUCUAGGUUUUCACACCGACAAAUUUUUCUCCACUCUUAUAUUACAUCAAACUCGGAGACUUCUGCCAUCGAAGAGCGUCAGGAACUCUUUCAGCAUUUACUCAGUUUGCCCAAUGAUGAAAACGUUAAUGAAAUAGAGGAAGCAAAUCAAGUUUGCAACAUAAGUCCAAAGUUUUGUGCUGCGUGGAACAGGGAAAUCAAAGAUCUAGCAGGAAAUCCGAAAAUCAAAAAGCUGUUGAAGCAAAUGUAUCGAGAAAAUCCAUCCGAGAGAGAAUUUAGAAAUUUUUUGGCAGUGGCUAUUUCGUCUCUUUGCUCAAAUCAUCAGUCGUUGGAUGUCAAUGAUUUUGUUAAAGCAAGUCAAAUGUUUACACAAGACGAAAAACUACUGAUUCUGGAAGGAUUAUCUACCUUGGAAAUGUGCCUGAUAAUAGCUAUGAAGCAUGAAACAGAAAUUUAUGAUGGGGAACCAUUUAAUUUUGAAAAAAUCUUGACCCAUUAUUCAAAGUUUGCAAAUAAUUCUCCGAUUGAGGCUGUCCAAAGACCAGUGAUCAUGAAAGCAUUCGAGCAUAUAAAGGUAAGCUUG
This is a messenger RNA of Copidosoma floridanum, 2035 nucleotides long. RefSeq names its product origin recognition complex subunit 4 (gene Orc4). Lineage: Eukaryota; Metazoa; Arthropoda; Insecta; Hymenoptera; Encyrtidae. Gene Ontology annotation, molecular function: ATP binding; DNA replication origin binding; ATP hydrolysis activity. Gene Ontology annotation, cellular component: nuclear origin of replication recognition complex; nucleus. Gene Ontology annotation, biological process: DNA replication initiation; DNA replication. The record is from RefSeq and is a predicted model, not a curated record.